UUUGGUCAGUUGUGGCUGCAAUGGCGACGCUGACGCGGAAGCUGUUCCGGCAGAAGUCGACCCGCAUUGACAUGAAAUUUCUCGAUGAGGAGCAGCCGCCUGCUCGAAGAAAGGUAUCCGACGCAUCGAGGGCAUCACAGCAGGCGCCAGAGCCUGUUGAACCUCCGGCACCAACGAAACGACCGACUAGCAUCGUCCUCUCGUCAACCGAGCCACUCCUUCGCGAUGCCGCCAAGGCAAAGAGCAAGCCGCCCUUGAAAGAGUCUCCGCACAUACGUUUGUACGCUCUUGGCGUACACCUUCUCGAUCACAAAGACCAAGUCCACAACUUGUUUAGCCAUUAUACGACAGACAAGAAACUCGACAGUCGGCGACGUUCGCGGCAGUCGCCACGAACCUCAGCUUCGUCUUCUUGCUCUUCGACCAACCGAAAUGCAUCCGUCAAGCGGAGCUUGCAUGGGAAAUCCAUGUCAUAUGAUGCGACAGACUUCCGGCAAUUCGCCCAAAGCCAAACCAAGCCCACGUCAGUGCGGACAACGAUCAAGCAUCUCCGGCGAAAGUUCAUGGCUCACGACCAGAACGACUUCGCGCCGCUUGUUGAAGUGUCUCGGAAAACCGCCACGCCCAUCGACAAGCAUAACACGGUGCGGCCAGGGGUGUCGCCCAUUCGGGCCCACAAGUCUCCCACGCGACUCCACGUCGAAGUUGUCCCACGGCGACCGUCAUUGUAUGCGCCCGACAUUGGCGACGACGACGAAAUGACGCCACGACUCAGUGGAGACCGAGAUGUGCCCGAAACGACGACGAUGCAACCAACCUCCAAAGACCGAACGUCUUCGCCGCGUGAAAAGCGAAGUCCGGGAAAAAGCGAUGUCGACGCCGUGGCGGCCGAUAUCGUGGCCGCGGCCGAGAAGGCCAAAGUUCUUCAGCUCACAGAGCAGAUCAACAUGCUCAAGUCGACGCUUGGACUCACCGACGAAGACUUGCAGUGGAAAGUCGAGAGCGCCAAGUCGAAUGCAUUUAUGCUGGCCGACAAACACUUGGCCACCGCCGAAGAAGAGUACGACAGGUUGCUGUACGAGCAGUCGCUGUGGAUCAGCUGUCCAUUUGAAGAUUGCACCAAAGAACUGGCACCGCUUCUCAAGGCGCUGAGUGCCCAAGCCAAGGAGGCGGCGGAGACGAAAGCUGUGAUGCUUGUCGCCCAGCAAGAAGUCAAUUCGACCAAGAAAUCCCUCUUGGAUGCCCGAGUCGAUGCUGAAAUGAAGCGCGCACGAUCCAACAGCCCUCCGCGACGCGAAAGUGUGCUUACUCGAGACUGCGUCGACUAUCAAACAGCCCUCGGGGACCAAAAGAAAGAACUGUUGGUCUUGCAAGAAAAAUUCAAAGCAGGAGUCCUGAAACAAGAUGCUCUUCAGAAGCAAGUCGUGGCCGCGACGGAAGCCAUGGUGGCGUCGUUUGGGGCGCAAGCGGUGAGCUUCUCCACGAUCGAAAUGGCCGACAACGCGCGCGAGUUGAUGGAGCUCGUGCAUUCGCUGGGUCAAACGAGCGGCGAAGAUUUGGUGGGGCUGUGUACAAAGGCCACCGCGGUGUGCAAACUGUUUCACGGAUACCAAGCCAAGGAGUUGUCUCGAAAGGAGCGAGAGAUCAACGCCACACUGAAGCAAAUGGAGAUUUGGCGGACUCGUCGUGAACAAUCCAAAGAAUACGCGGUGGAAAUGCGGCGCAUGGAGGUCGAAUGGAAGGCGCAGCAUGCUGCGGAGAACCAGACGUGCUACGAACGACUAUGCUCGCUCAUUCCAGACACGAUCACGUCCAUGUCAGUGGAGCAGCUCUUGGACGCUGCGAAGGCAGCAGGGGUGUUAUACACGCGAGAUUUGGCCAAUUACCUCAAGCAAAACAAGUUUCUCCAAUGGAUCGUCACCCACGAACGGGACAAGUCCCGCGACAACUUUCUCACGGGCGACACGGCGCAGUGUUUUGCUAACUUUGAAGCGUUUGACGUGACUGAAAUGCGAGGUCUCUUUGUGGCGCUUCCAGACAUGUUCGAGUUCGACAAGGACGGGCGCAAGGCCGAGUGGCGCAGUGCGUUUGUGGCCCAUUUAAAAAUGCUCGUGCAGCAGCAGCGCGGCGAGUGCGUCAAGGCCGGGUGGGACCCAGUCAAGGGAGCGCGCGCUGAAGUCAAACUCAAACCUCCGACAGAAAAGCAGCUCUUGAACCCCAUGUACCGAUAUCCGACGGAAGUCGAGAUCAAGCAGCGCCUCGAGCGCUUCGAAACACAGGCAAAGCGCCUGGCUCAAAAGAAAGCGCGCAUGCAAGUCCUCAUUACCCAGGACAUCCCCAUGGCCAAAAAGGAAUACCACGCUGUGGCCGAAGAUGCCCGAUCGGAAGACCUUCUGCGCCAGUUUGGCAAGCCAGCCCUCAUCAAGCUCCGAGACGAGUCCAAGAAAGUAUACCAGUCGCUGUGUAAGGAGUGCGACACCCUUAAAGGGGAAGUGGCCGUCGGCGAGCGCGCGGCGCAGAUCGCAUGCCCCACUUACGAGCAAUACGUGGAUGAGAUCGCUGCGAUUCGGCAGUUGGCGCCCGAGGUGCGCGCGGGAGUGAUCAACGGACCAUUCGAUGCGCAUCCUGUCGUCAAACCCAAGGAACGCGCUGUGCACAAGAAACUGUCGGCCGAAGAAGAGGCGGUGGCGAGGAAGCACGAGCUCAGCCAUGCGAUCGCAGAACGCACGAGGGAAUUCCACGAUCUGAAUAAGAACACGGACGACGAAUCCACACCGCCUGCCCUCACGGACGCCACGACUCCAGACGAUGGCGCGCCGGUGGCUAGUCGCAAGAUGUCGCUGUCUGAGGCACCCAUGCUCACCGCCGCCCAGACAGUCGUGACUCUGUCCAAGACGAUUCGCGCCGUAAAAGCGUCCCCGGCCGUCCUGUCUUUCCUUCAAAAUGACUUUUGCAACAAGCAACGACGGCGGCCCUCCACUACAAGCCCCGUGAAGCCAACGACUUCGCUGCCCAAGAUGGGCGUCAUUCUCGACGGCGACGAAAUGCAGGACGAAGGACCAGCGCCGCCUCCCGAUGCCGCCGCCAUGCCCAAGUCGCAUGCGCUUAUGAAGCUCAUGGGUAUGGCCACCAAGCCCGUUCUGGCCAAGCGUCCAUCCAUGCUCCAUGAUCCCAACCUCCUGGAAGACUUGUCCAAACCAAACAUGAUGGCCGAAAUUCAGCGGCGGCGGUCAAGCAAAGGGACACCGCCAGCAUCGCCUAUGGGGAAGAAACCUGGCGUGAACUUCCUGGAGGAGCUCAAACGUCGCGCGGAAGGGAAGAAUCCCGGAAUGGAAGACAAGGUGGAGGCGGGUGCACCAACACCCCAACCAAGUGUGGCGGUACCGACCAAGCCCAUGAGCUUCCUCGACGAACUCAAGAUGAAAUCGAAAGCGAAGGACUAGAUGCUGAUUAACUCAAGGUGCCCGCACGACGCGCCGCGAGGAUUGCUGCAUGUCGUUUCUGUACGUAGAAGACUUGUGAGGUGAAUUUAUGAAGGGUGACAGGGAUACCUUCUU
Messenger RNA from Aphanomyces invadans, 3557 nucleotides. RefSeq lists its product as hypothetical. Bases 21 to 3443 code for a protein of 1140 amino acids. NCBI's taxonomy places the organism in Eukaryota, Oomycota, Saprolegniomycetes, Saprolegniales, Verrucalvaceae. The transcript has 13 exons. The record is from RefSeq and is a predicted model, not a curated record.